Setaria italica (foxtail millet) is the source of this 1055-nucleotide messenger RNA. Its product is annotated as auxin-responsive protein SAUR36. The coding region runs from base 226 to 672 and encodes 148 amino acids. Lineage: Eukaryota; Viridiplantae; Streptophyta; Magnoliopsida; Poales; Poaceae. Gene Ontology annotation, biological process: response to auxin. The record is from RefSeq and is a predicted model, not a curated record. The transcript has a single exon.
CAUUGCAUGUUCUGAACUCAUGGCCUUGUCUCCUGCCAGCUUGUUCUGAUAGCUUCUCUUGAACCACAUCCUUCUGUUUUCCCUCGCCUAUAAAUCCAUCAUCUUAGCACCAAUUCAUCAGCCCAUCAGAAAGCUAAGCACCACACCCCUAGUAGCUGAACAUCACUAGAGACAAGCUGAGCUUCUUUGAACUUUUCAGACAAAAAGGAGGAUAUCGAAGCAGCCAUGAUCAGUGCCAAGAGACUCGCUCAGAUGGCAAGAAAGUGGCAAAGAAUGGCCGCUCUCGCGAGGAAGAGGCUCAUGCCCACCCCGGCGAAAGAGACCGAGGGAUCGUCCUGCAGCAGCAGCACGUCGUCGGUGGCCGGCAAGGGCCACUGCAUGGUGUACUCAGCUGACGGCAGGCGGUUUGAGGUCCCGCUGGCGUACCUCGCCACGGCGAUCUUCAGCGAGCUCCUGAGCCUGUCGCAAGAGGAGUUCGGGUUCGCCGGUGAUGACGGCAGGAUCACACUGCCAUGUGAAGCUGCGGUGGUGGAGUACGUCAUGUGCUUGCUUAGGAGAAACGCCUCAGAAGAGGUCGAGGCGGCUUUCCUGAGCUCCAUAGCGAGGCCCUGCCACUAUGGAAGUGGCUUGGCGCAAUCCAUGGGAGUUAGUCAGCAGCUUUGCUGUUUCUAGCUUCGGAAGAUUAGCAUUUAGCUUGCCUUCUCCUCCUAGCUCUAGUAUGAUGUAUGUAAAUAGUUACAUGUGGAGAUUGGAAAUAGAAUUGAGAUGAUUGUUCCAAAAGAAAUGGUGCCAAUUAUCUGAUUUAGCAAACUGAAACUGGGCUGUUCUACUUCUACUGCGUCCUGAUCACUUGAGACAAUCUGAUUUAGCUCUGCCGCAGUGCCGCUCGACAAGUGAAGCCAAUGCACCUUAAAACUGAAGUCGUUUCAAAUUUAUCAUACUCGCAAGCUUGCGUUUCAUCAAUUUAAGACACCCUUUUUUAUUUUCUAUGCUAGUCUUCUGAUUUGUUCAACAGACCUGAAUAAUUCAGAUAAAUAAACUGUAUUUCAUUUUCA